AGAAGGGAGCAAACAAAAGCAAACACACACACACACACAGAGGCGCCAAAGUUUCCUCCCUCUUUCUCUCUGGGCGCCAGCCGCUCGCAGAGCCUGCUUCGGGUCGCCAUUGGCAGCCUGGCGUGGCAAUCAAGGCUUGGCAGAAAGAAGGCGACGAGCGAGAGCAGCCCACGCACCCCUCCGGAGCGCGCAGGGCCCCGUGGCGGGCGCAGCGCUCGUUUCUCUCUACCAUCCCCUCCAGCGCGCCGGCGGCCAGGUGUUGGUCCGGCAGCGGCGGCGGGGAUCGCGCUCCCUCUCCGGGAUCCGUGUGUCCGCGCGCGGACUUUUGCAGCACCUCCUCUUUGUCCUCGGCUCAGCCGCGCGGCCCCCGCCAUCUGCCAGCAGACAACUCCGGCCGUUGCGAAGAGAGGGAGGCGAGGAGCGGAGAGGCGAGGCGAGGCGGGGGGAAUAUGGGGGGCCGAAGGCAGAGCAAGGCUGGGGUGCGGAGCGGGCCGGGCAGCAGCGGCUGGCCCUGGGAUCCUCUGGGCCAGGCGGUGCUGGGCUGGCUCCUGCUGGCCCCGUUGCUGCUGCUGCUGCUGCAGCCGCCGCCUGCAGCUCACGCCCAGCAGGAGCGUUCGUGCAGCGGAGCUUUCGAUCUGUACUUCGUCCUGGACAAAUCAGGGAGUGUGCUGCAUAACUGGAUUGAAAUCUAUCACUUCGUAAGGAAUCUGACGGACAGAUUUGUGAGCCACCAGACGAGAAUAUCCUUCAUAGUGUUUUCCUUGAAACCCACCGUCAUUCUGCCAUUAACAGGAGACAGAACUGAAAUUAGGAGGGGCCUUGAAGAGUUGCGUAAUGUUAAGCCAGAAGGUGAUACAUACAUACAUUUAGGAUUACAAGAAGCAAAUCAACAAAUUUCGGAAAAAGGCGCAAAGACAAGCAGCAUCAUCAUUGCUCUGACCGAUGGAAGGUUGCAAGGCCUUAUACCACAAUAUGCAGAAAAAGAGGCAGACUCUGCCAGGAAAUUGGGAGCAAGAGUUUACUGCGUUGGAGUCCUUGAUUUUAACCAAGAACAGCUUGAAAGUAUAGCCGAUUCGAAAGAGCACGUCUUCCCCGUCAAGGAAGGAUUCCAAGCCCUCGGAGGGAUAAUUAAUUCUAUACUGAAGCAGUCGUGCACAGAGAUUUUAUAUCUGGAGCCCUCGAGCGUUUGUGUAGGAGAGAAAUUUGAAGUUGUUCUAAGAGGAAAUGGCUUCACAUUGGGAAGGACUCAAGAUACUGUUGUUUGCAAAUACGUUUUCAAUGAAACCACAAUAAUCAAUGAAAAGCCCAGAAAGGUGGACUCUAGUUUUAUGCUCUGUCCCGCACCCAUUCUUCAUGAAGUUGGCCAAAAACUGGAAGUUUCAGUCAGUUUCAAUCAGGGGCUGUCUUCAGCCUCUGGUUCUGUGACAAUUACUGCAACAGAAUGUACAAAUGGUAUUGCUGCACUUAUAGCUAUUCUAAUAUUGUUAUUGCUGCUGGCUAUCGGUCUCCUCUGGUGGUUCUGGCCUCUGUGUUGCAAAGUGGUCAUUAAGGAUCCUCCUCCAGUACAGCCACCACCUCCAAUAGAAGAAGAAGAAGAUCCUUUGCCUCAAAAGAAAUGGCCAACAGUGGAUGCUUCUUAUUAUGGUGGACGAGGAGUUGGUGGAAUUAAAAGAAUGGAGGUGCGUUGGGGUGAUAAAGGAUCGACUGAAGAAGGUGCCCGGCUAGAGAUGGCCAAAAAUGCUGUGGUGACACUCCCAGAAGAAUCUGAAGUAGACUUUCAACCUAAACCACCAAAACCCAAGCCUACCUCACUGCCUCCUCAGGCAAAGUGGUACACACCAAUUAAGGGUCGACUUGAUGCACUGUGGGCUUUGCUGAGACGGCAGUACGACAGAGUGUCUUUGAUGCGACCACAACAAGGAGAUGAGGGUCGAUGCAUCAACUUCUCCCGGGUUCCGUCUCAGUAGAGGAAGACAAAAGGAUGAAAAGCCAUCACUGUUGUAUUGUAACCAAAGGAAGAUAAUGAAGCACUUAAAACCAAAUUCUCCAAACCACUUCAGCCUGGAAGUUUUGCUCUGUUUCAUUCCACCACAAACCACCUACUCUGCUGCACUAAGCUCAUAUAUCCGCCAUUUUCUUUUAAGCUUGUUACCUCACACAGUAUUCAUUACAGUAUUAUACAAUUGUGGUGGUGAUGUGGAAAAGAACAGGAGAAGAACGUCAGCUUUGCAUGCCUGGGUUUCCACUGAAAAUCCAGUACAGAAAUCGCAAGCAAAUUACCAAAGAUGUUGGCUUUUGUUGUUGUAGAUGAACAGUACAUAUUCAAGCCUUUAUGUGCCUUUAGCAGGAGCUACAUUGUCUCUCAGUUAUGAAGGCGGCACUCGUUAUUUAAAUAGGGAACUAUUAGCCACAGGCAGAAGAGUGAAAUUCCCACCAGGCCUGGAAAAAUGUAAGAGUUCAUUGCCUUACAGCGAUGUCAUAUCACUAAAUCCUUCUGAGUCUCCCCCCCACACCAGAUUAUGCCUUACGGGAACCUUCUGACUGAAAAUCUUGUCAUCCUAACACUGAGCAGUGCGCAUGCAUGACAAAAUGUAGACAUGAUGCCUCAAGGUAUUGGUGGCAAGCAAGACUUUGCCCUUUCGUUUCUGAAGACACCUUUCUUUCAUUAUGUACCCAGGACAGGAAGAAAAAUUAAUAGAGCGUUAUUCUACAGGAAGACAGCCUGUAACCAGAGAUCUUGAGCGGAGAUGGAAGGACUGAUGCUUCAAGGCCUUGGCACUGUGGCUGAUAUUUUCCACCCUUUUCUGCACUUGGCGUUCAGUAGCGCAUAAAAACAAUACCCUUUGUAAACAUACCUAGUAGUUCUAAGCUUGUGUAUGGGGAUGAUGGUGACAAGAUUGAAAAAAAGCAGUUGCCACAAAGCUCGUAUCUCAGGGUCCGUCCCCCCCUCACAACUCUCCAAGGGCUCUUCAGCGUCACAAGCCAGCAACUCUCUUUGCAUGAGAAUUUCAAAGUUUAAUUAAUAUAAUUAAAGGCAACAGCAAGCAGCAGCCUGUGAAGGUUUUGCUCAUCUUUUUUAUGCCUUUUGACAUUGAAUGACCUAUUACUGUAUGCGCAUUACUCAGUUUUUGAGGGGGUACCAUGCCUUGGUGGAGAUUCAACACUGGGGCCAACAAAAACAGCAACAAUGAUAGAAGGAGAGAGACUAUCUUCCCUCCAUUAAUACAUUAAAUAUACAAGAGUGCCGACCAUCGGAAAACAUUGACAAAGUAUGUAUAUAAUUUUUUAAAAAAAGAAAAAAAAACAGUGUUGUGUCACGUCGGCGGUGCCAAAUUAUGUUAGCGUGAGUGGAAACACUGUGGGGGAGGAAGGAGGCAGCAGCUGAAGAAAAAGGCUCAAAUGAUCCAGUCACUUUCGAUACUGUACUUCAGAUGCAAAAUGGAUAUUCAAGUCGAAACCUGACAAAGUGCGCCUGCUUUGAUGGGAACUGGUAUAGACAAUGACCAGUGGCUGGGUCAGUGGGAUGUCUCUCUGCGAGCAGGGAGGCUUAUCAAAUGACACUAAAAAUAAGUUCAACAACCAUCACGUUUGAGGGGGAAAGGCGAACAUUUCACAUUUGGUGGGCAUGCAUGUGCGCAAGACGGGAAAGAGCGAAGGGAUGCGUACUGGUCUAAUUAUCCCCUUUGUUGCUUUUCAUUGAAAUUGUAAGAGACAUGAAACAAUUCCCUUGGUCGAUGGCCAAAUUUGCAGCUCUUCUCGAACAAGACUUCCGCCACACCUUAGCCUUGUGCUUACAUUUAUUACUGGCUUGAGAUUGUUUACGCCACCAGUAAAAUUACCAACGCCCCAGGUGAGCAGCCAUGAACAAAAUCCUUUACCUAAGGUUCUACUACGGUCACUUCUCUCUUUUAUUUAAACCCUUCUUUCCAGAGCGUAUGCAUUCUUUGACUGGGGCUGAAAUCUUCUCCACUCGGCUGGGUUCAGCCAAUAGAUGCACCUUCCCAUGUCAUCACAUGAGGUCUAAGAAGGCAUGUCACAGGCUAACUCAGGGGGUUUACGCUUGUUGUACAAUUAUUUAAAUUGGUCAGAUGCUACAUGUAUAAUAUGGCUUGUUUGCUGUAUACAUAAAGCAAGAAAAUGUGCCACAAUUGCUUUUUGUGAACUCUAGUGGGGAUGGAAUUUUAUCUUUAAGAUCAGAUCUACAGACCUUUUGGACAGAGGCUAGGAGUAAUCAUGUGGUCCAUUUCAGACAUUGUAGGCACGAAAUCUCUCCACAAGUAACGAUUUAGUUUACUGCAUAUCCCUGGUUAAGUCUGUAUGUGAAUUCUUAUUUCCUCUGCUAGUAGUGAUAAUCAGAUGAUAUCUAUUUUCUAAUAUGCUACUUUUACUAUACCUGCAUAAAUGGCACUAGAGAAUCAGUUCAAAAUAUUGAAACAUUGAAAUAUUAAAUUUGAAAUAAAUUAAAACAUUCCCUGCGUAAUGAAAGUCUGCAUUUGAACUGAAAUGCUUAGAAAAACAAAUAUUUUUCUUUCCUGUAAAAUAGCAUAAUUGAAACCACUUAUUUAAAUUAGGACCAAAAAUUGUUAUGUUGAAAGCUCUUGUUUUGCAGGAGAUUUCAAAAAUGAAUAUUUAAAGAGAACACGUGGUUAAAAUAUCUGUUGCAUUUAAGAAGAUCACAUUUUAAACUGAUCAUACAGUUCUAUCUAUAUAGUUUUCUAUUUUCAAGAAAUAAAAUGCUGAAACAUGAUUAUUUAUUUUAAUAGUCUUUUAUUAAGGAGAAUAAAAAUUUCUCAGGGCUUAGUGUUGCAUAUUUUCCUUUAAAAAAACCCCUUUUUUGUUGUUAUUUCUGAACAUCAUAAAUCUUAAGUGGUAAAAAGAAAAAUUGCUCCAAUAUAUGUAAUGAUAGAAACUGGGGAUAAUUUAUGACCUAUUUGUAAAAGAGUGGAUUAAUAAUAGCAUGACUGUGUUUACCGAAUUUAUGUCCAGCAAGCUUCCAUACACAUGAACCAAAGCAUUAUUAAAUUAAUAAAAUUUAUUAAGUGUAUUAAAGCUAUAUGUUUAUAAAAUUG
Hemicordylus capensis (graceful crag lizard) is the source of this 5069-nucleotide messenger RNA. It is a transcript of the gene ANTXR2, whose product is annotated as ANTXR cell adhesion molecule 2. Gene Ontology annotation, cellular component: membrane. The transcript has 17 exons. Gene Ontology annotation, molecular function: signaling receptor activity. Bases 450 to 1967 code for a protein of 505 amino acids. Lineage: Eukaryota; Metazoa; Chordata; Lepidosauria; Squamata; Cordylidae. The record is from RefSeq and is a predicted model, not a curated record.